AUGCCCACCAUCCACACGAAUGGACCGCCAAAAACGAUCGCACCGGGCAAUCCCCGAAACGCAAACCACGGCAAGCGGAACUCACAAUACUCCAUAUCGCAGCCCAUGAAUGGGUUGAAGAUGACCAACUCGAGAGAAUGCUCUCCAAUGUCACAAAAUAUGAUAACCAGCCAUGAAGCAUCCCCGUCAGCCUUCUUCAACAGCUCGCCCUCGCCCGGCGCACCAGACUUCAACGCUGCCGCAAUGGGUGCUAUGAACCCGCAAGGCUUCUGGCCAGGCAAGCUGGAUCCCGGGGCGCACCAGAUGGUUGCCAAUAUGCCUAUGCAAGCGCAAUACCACCAACACGAUGGUCUCCCGGUCCCGAUGCCACAACAAAUGCCGAUUUUCACUCAGCCGAAUUUUGAUUUCCUCAGCCGUGGUUGUCGGUUGACGAUCCACCCAACACCCUCCAAAUCGCGCGUUGAGACCCAGAUUCCUAUCAAGUUGACGCUUUUCCCGCUACCUCCUGGUAUCAAGCGUCUACACCUACCAGUGCACACUAUCUCGAAGCCAAAGCUACUAGCCAAGCCACCAGCCGAACGGACACCCGAUAUGUUGGAACUGUACACCAUGCUCGUCUGCACUAGUGCGAUGCAAAACGACGACAACAAGCGCAAGGCCUUCCAGCGCGCCGCAGCCGCCACUCACAGCCCCGUCAUGAACGCCCGAUCCGUUAGCGACGAGGACGACGAGGAGAACAAGCCGCAAAACGGAGGCGAAGUGCGCAUCUGCGCCGGCUGUAUCACCCGUGAGCGUAAACGAGCAGCGAGGAAGAAGAUCAAGAAGGUUGAAGAAGAGGAGAUGUGGAAUCGCGAUGAAACCAGGCGGGUGAUCGUCUUUAACACGCAAGAAGUGAAGGAGUGGCAGACGCCCAACGGCCCUGUGGCGCCUCCCGGUGCCAUGCAAGUCGAUGCGCCGAUGAGAAUCGCUUGCUACUGCAGGCACCAUGCCGAGAAGUUGGGAUUCCAGGUCAUCUUCACCAUCAAGGACUGGCAAGAUCGUGUUGUCGCACAGGAGAUGUCUCAAUCCAUAAUGAUCACCGACGAUCACAAGACGCACCCGAUCCCGCAACAGUUGAACCCACCUGCAACCCAAGCCCCUGAGAACAACAGCAGCAACUUGGUACCCAUGAUGAACGCUCCGAUGGAAUCCAGCCCACUCAGCAAUGGUGGAACGCCGUUCCGACUAUCUCAUUCCAGCUCCGAUCUGCAAAACAUGCACCGCAAUUCCGCUCCUCAAUUCCCAGUUGCGAACACGACGGCUAAAGCGCCUGCUCCUCCAGUUUCGAGCACCACUCCUCGUUCGUUAUCGCGACCGCAGUCUCCGAACGCGCAUGGCGGACCUCAGACGAAGAAGCGAAAGGCCAGCACAGGAUCGAGAGUACCGAUAGGAAUGGCAAUGACGCGCCUGGACACAACGCCGCCGCCAACACAGAUGCCCAACCCAGUUCCCGCGGCUGCUUCUGCAUCAACAUCACCAUUCACGCCCAACCUGACCAGCUUCCAGGCUCCUCCUGAAGCUGUGUUUGUUCAGAACGGUGCUCCGCCGCCCAUGCCCCAAGCAUACGCCACUGGCCCGCCUACGCCCAACAGCAACGACCAGACACUUUUCACGAAUGCCAAUCGCUCAGCCAGCAUGGACAAUGUUGCCAUGCCGAUGUUCUCUGCGCCCGCAUCAGCACAUCAGAGCCGCGCUGCAAGCCCCAGUGGACUGCGUAACGGCGUGAACGUGGUGUCACAGAACCAGUUCAACACGAUGUCAUACAUGCCGACGAACGCCGUUGCUCCAGCGCGACCACAGCCGACCAUUCACAAGAUCAUUCCCAACGAAGGUCCGAAGUCUGGUGGCAUCGAGGUUACGAUCCUCGGAGCCAGCUUCUACCAGGGUCUGGAAGUGCUGUUCGGCGACCAGAAGGCCACUACAACUACUUUCUGGGGCGAAUCAUCCCUUGUCUGUCUUCUGCCUCCCUCGCCUGUCUCUGGAGCCGUUCUUGUUACCUUCAAGCAAAGUCAAACGCAAGCUGGACCACCGUUCCCCGCCAUGUCCAAACAGAACCAAAUGUUCAAAUAUGUCGACGACGACGAAGAGAAGCUCAUUCGCACAGCUCUCUCAAUCCUGGGCCACAAAAUGUCUGGACAGAUGGUUGAUGUCAAGGAACUUGCUCAGCGCAUUAUCGGUCAGGGUGACUCAAGCUGGGGUGCAUCUGGCCCCUCAGGCAGUGUCGGCGGCUUUGGCGGAAGCACCUUCAACAUGAGCACCGAAUCCCAACUUCUGAAGUGCUUGGAGCUCAUCGACCUGGAUGACAACCCGAGAAUGUCCAGACUUGAUUUAAGAAGGUCUACUGGUCAGACGAUGUUGCACAUGGGCUGUGCCUUGGGAUACCAUCGCUUCAUUGCGGGACUUUUGGCACGCGGUGCUAACCCAGACUUGCGGGACAAGGGUGGCUUCACUCCUAUGCAUCUGGCAGCAAUGAACGACCAUGAGUCGAUUGUUCGCAGAUUGAUGCAAGCGGGUGCUGACCCCACGAUCCGCAGUCUUUCGGGACUUCGCCCGGCCGAUGUUGCUCGCUCACGCAAGGUCAUCGAUCACAUCCGUCGUUGCGAGCGUCACAUUCGCUCCAGAAGCGGUGGCUCGUUGCACAGCAGAGCAAGCAGUGCCGCGUCCCUGAGAUCGCUGUGGGAUCCCUUGGGCAUGUCCAGCGAGUCAGAAUCUGCAGAUGACGGCGAAGAAAGCCCCGAGUACUCGUCGGGAGAUUACGAGGACGACGAACAGGAAGAAGAAGACUCUUGGCUUGACAUGCGGCGCCGAUCCAGCAGCCAUGCGUUCACGCCGCGCCCCGAUAGACAGAGCAUCCUCCAACGGGGUCAAGACGAGAUUCAACCAGGACUAGCGUCGCCCACAACAGCCAUUGCCUCGGCCGUCAGAGACCAAUUCACUGCCCAGAUCCAACAGUUCCAGCAAGCCAUGACGAUGCACUUCCCCAACCUCCCGCAGAUGCCUGCUCUGCCUAGGAUGCCAAUGCUUCCCGACUAUCAUGCAUACCUCCAGCAGAAUCCUCUCAUGGGUAGGGUCACCUCGCUCAUGCCGGGCAUGUCCGGCUCACGGCCUGGAUCGGCAGACGAAGAGACACCUAGGCCGAUAGACGGAAGAUGGUGGGAUCUGUCAUCGUUCCGGAACACCAACAACAACUCGGCACCGCCGCCAUCCUACGACGAGAUUUUCCCGCAAGAUGAACUCGACAAGAAGCAAGCCGCCGCUCUCGGGGCCGCUGCUGAGGCUGCUGCCGAUAUUAAAUGUGCAACCAUUUACGACACGCAGACAAUCGAGGUCACCGAGGCAUCGUCAAGCACGGCGCCAGUGCCGAGCGUACUCAGAAUUGGACGCAAGAGUGCCAUUACGAAGGAGCAGCAACAGAACUUCCUCCGGGCCCACGAGGCCAAAUUCAAGGGCAUGCGUAGCGACAAGAACCUUUGGUUCAUUUGGAUUCCCCUUCUUACAUGUAUUUUGGCUGCUAUGUUAUACAGCCGUUAUCCUCACUACUUUGCCGCGGCCUGGUCCAUGGUUGGAUCUAAGGUGGAUCAGGUUCCGGAAAUUGUAAGGAACGUUCAGGACCGUGUUGUUGAGGUCCUAUAG
Molecule: messenger RNA, 3672 nt
Organism: Colletotrichum acutatum
Lineage: Eukaryota; Fungi; Ascomycota; Sordariomycetes; Glomerellales; Glomerellaceae
Exons: 4
Coding region: 1-3672 (1223 amino acids)
Molecular function (GO): protein binding
Source: RefSeq, a predicted model, not a curated record